GCGGACCUUGGCGGCGCGUGGCGCGCGGGAACAGAUGGGCUGGUGACGCAGGACCCGCCCAGCAGUAGCAAUGCGGAGGCCUUUCCCGCGCCUGGAUCUCGACACUGCACCUAAACCUGGACGUGGGGAAGCAGGAAGCAAACCUGGUGGAUCCAAAAGCACGGCAUCUGGGUAGGACCGGGCAGUGAGGCCGCCUCUUCUCGGCCCCGGAGCUCAGCUGCAGUGGCUGCUGAUGCGCCCGGCACCUUCCUUCCGCCUAUGCUUCAAUGGCACAACACUGGACCAGCACAUCUGAAGAGGACAGUGUGAGAAGCCGAGCCCAUGGCCACGUUCCCCGGCCAGCUAUGCGGCAAGACAUUCCUCACCCUGGAGAAGUUCACCAUCCACAAUUAUUCCCACUCCAGGGAGCGGCCAUACAAGUGCCUGCAGACUGACUGUGGCAAAGCCUUCGUUUCCAGAUACAAACUGAUGAGGCACAUGGCUACCCACUCUCCCCAGAAAUGUCACCAGUGCGCCCACUGCGAGAAGACGUUCAACCGGAAGGACCACCUAAAGAACCACCUCCAGACCCACGACCCCAACAAGAUGGCCUUCGGCUGCGAGGAGUGUGGCAAGAAGUACAACACCAUGCUGGGCUACAAGCGGCACCUGGCCCUGCACGCAGCCAGCAGCGGGGACCUCACCUGUGGCGUCUGCGCCCUGGAGCUGGGCAGCACCGAGGUGCUGCUGGACCACCUGAAAGCGCACGCGGAGGAGAAGCCGCCCGGCGGGGCCAAGGAGAAGAAGCACCAGUGCGACCACUGCGAGAGGUGCUUCUACACCCGGAAGGACGUGCGGCGCCACCUGGUGGUGCACACGGGCUGCAAGGACUUCCUG
Messenger RNA from Octodon degus (degu), 876 nucleotides. RefSeq names its product zinc finger protein PLAGL1. The transcript has 2 exons. Gene Ontology annotation, molecular function: DNA-binding transcription activator activity, RNA polymerase II-specific. NCBI's taxonomy places the organism in Eukaryota, Metazoa, Chordata, Mammalia, Rodentia, Octodontidae. The record is from RefSeq and is a predicted model, not a curated record. The annotation marks the transcript as partial.